AUGGAUUUAACUUACUUGACAAAAACCAACUCAACACCCUCUCCUUCCAAGACCAAAAGAAAGCAGCAGCAGCAGCAACAACAACAGAACCAACAAGAGCAACAAGAAGUAAGGUUCUUGGGGGUAAGGAGAAGGCCAUGGGGCAGAUAUGCUGCAGAAAUAAGAGACCCUUCAACAAAAGAGAGGCAUUGGCUUGGUACUUUCGACACAGCUGAGGAGGCUGCCUUGGCUUAUGACCGUGCAGCCAGGUCCAUGCGGGGCUCCAAAGCCCGCACCAACUUUGUCUACUCAGACAUGCCUCCUUCCUCCUCUGUCACUUCCAUUAUCUCACCGGAUGAAUCGCCACAUGACAUUUCAGCCCUCUUUUCUCCUCCUCCACUACACCAUACUCAUCAAAAUGACACCAACUGCCAACACCUAUUCUCUUCUCAGGAUCAGUACCCCUUCAAUGCUUAUGCUUGUGGUAACAAUAACAGCAACUGGUUAACAAGUGGAGAAGGUUGGGUUCAAGGAUUUGGAGCUGGGCUUGGGGCUGGGACUGGAGAUGGGCCUUCUGGGUCUUAUGAGCCCAAUAAUCCUGGCAGUUUGGAUGUGGCUAUUGCGCCUAACAACUUCUCCAACAAGGACGAUAUUGAGCUCCCACCUUUGCCUCCGGAUGUCAACUCCACCCGUUAUGGGUCUGAUAUGGAUCGUGGAUUUUGGAAUGACACAGGGUUUUUUGGGUUUCAGGCGGAACAGAUAAAUAGUGGGAAUGGGCUUGCAGUUAGUGGGUCAAGCCUGGGUUUUGAUUCAAAUGACUUUGGGCAGCACGGCUCGCUGUUUGGGAUUACGCCAUCGGUAUCGGAUACGGUCGCGGACGGGUUUGAUUUGGGUUCAUCGUCUACCUUUUACCUUUAA
Dovyalis caffra is the source of this 897-nucleotide messenger RNA. The record is from the annotation of a GenBank genome assembly. NCBI's taxonomy places the organism in Eukaryota, Viridiplantae, Streptophyta, Magnoliopsida, Malpighiales, Salicaceae.